AUGGCUGGUACUUUGAGAAGCCAACUGAAUAUGCAAAAAUUGUUGUUAUGUGAUGAGAACUUUUUUAAAGUGCAUUAUUCUGCACAUAUAUUGAAUUUGAUUGUUCAAGAUGGAGUAAAAUUUGCAAAUGAUGCCUUGUCUUGGAUUAGAAAGAGUGUUAAAUAUAUAAAAGACUCAGAAUCGAGAAUGAUCAAAUUUAAGGAGUGCAUUGAACAAGUUGGUUGUGAGAACACUACAACUACUUUGAUAGCGGAUGUACCUACUAGAUGGAAUUCCACUUAUGAAAUGCUUGAUCGUGCUCUCAAAUUCAGGCGUGAGUUAGCAAUUCUUCAAUUGAGUGAUAAAAAUUACAUGUAUUGUCCUUCAGAAGAAGAAUGGAAUAAGUUGGAAAUUCUUUUUUGGAAAAUUCAACGUGUUCUCAUUCGUAUGAGUAAUGAUGAAGAUGUGUUUGUAAGUAGCCUGGCUAAUAAGAUGAUGAGGAAGUUUCAAAAAUAUUGUGAAGAGUAUAGUGAUGUGCUUUCACUAGAAGCUGUUCUUGAUCCUCGCAUUAAGUUUACUACGUUGUCUUUUUGUCAUAAAAAGAUUGAUGCUUAUACACAUGAUCAAAAGAUGGAAAAUGUAAAGGAAAACAUGUAA
Molecule: messenger RNA, 636 nt
Organism: Gastrolobium bilobum
Lineage: Eukaryota; Viridiplantae; Streptophyta; Magnoliopsida; Fabales; Fabaceae
Product: zinc finger BED domain-containing protein RICESLEEPER 2-like
Exons: 2
Coding region: 1-636 (211 amino acids)
Molecular function (GO): DNA binding
Source: RefSeq, a predicted model, not a curated record